GAACCAGAACAUUUCAAAACACACCUCGUAGAAGGAAAGCGAAAGCUCAUCAAAAGAAAAACUUAAAAAAGAGGGGGAAAAACACAAAACUAAGGGAAUCGGCGUUCAGGAUUUGCCUAUUGAAAAUGUCGUGGCAAACUUACGUUGAUGAACACCUUAUGUGUGAUAUCGACGGCCACCAUCUCACGUCAGCGGCCAUCAUCGGCCACGAUGGCAGCGUGUGGGCCCAGAGCUCCAGCUUCCCUCAGUUUAAGCCAAAUGAGAUUGCUGCUAUCAUGAAAGAUUUUGAUGAACCUGGAUCCCUUGCUCCAACUGGUUUGCAUCUUGGUGGCACAAAGUACAUGGUGAUCCAGGGAGAGCCCGGAGCUGUGAUUCGAGGGAAGAAGGGUUCUGGUGGUAUCACAGUGAAGAAAACCAGCCAAGCUCUCAUUAUUGGGAUUUAUGAUGAACCAAUGACUCCAGGACAGUGCAACAUGAUUGUAGAGAGGCUGGGCGAUUACCUCCUUGAUCAAGGCAUGUAGGCUCUCAAUGCCUCAUCAUCUUAGCUUCAUGGUUGUCAAAUACUGAUUUCUGGAUUGAGCAUGCAUCUGGCAUGAACUGGCAUUAUUUGUUUUGCUGGGAAAUAACGUUGUGAGGACAGAAACAGUGAUAUUUUUUUUGCCCACAUUUGUUGUUGAUUGUAGGUCCAUUGCCUUCUGCUUUUCAACUCCCGCUAUCCUUUCUUAAUUUAUGUGUAUUCACGCUCACCUCCAUUAUGGUUGAAUUAAGUUUGCAUAUCUAAAAGUUUGAAUAUUUUGGAUUUAUUUUAUACUACAGAAUGCUAUCUUUGAGUUUCUA
Manihot esculenta (cassava) is the source of this 837-nucleotide messenger RNA. RefSeq names its product profilin-3. Lineage: Eukaryota; Viridiplantae; Streptophyta; Magnoliopsida; Malpighiales; Euphorbiaceae. Bases 126 to 521 code for a protein of 131 amino acids. The record is from RefSeq and is a predicted model, not a curated record. The transcript has 3 exons. Gene Ontology annotation, cellular component: cell cortex. Gene Ontology annotation, molecular function: actin monomer binding.